Megalobrama amblycephala (Wuchang bream) is the source of this 5412-nucleotide messenger RNA. RefSeq names its product NACHT, LRR and PYD domains-containing protein 3. Gene Ontology annotation, molecular function: protein binding. The transcript is spliced from 8 exons. The record is from RefSeq and is a predicted model, not a curated record. The coding region runs from base 302 to 3280 and encodes 992 amino acids. Lineage: Eukaryota; Metazoa; Chordata; Actinopteri; Cypriniformes; Xenocyprididae.
UUCUAGUUUUUACUAGUGGAAAUUCAAAUGUUGAUAUCAAGAAUACAUAUUUCUGCGAGUGAUGACAUCAUUGUUGAUAUCAAGAAUUAACAUUUUUACUAGUGAAAACUGAAUUGUUGAUAUCAAGAAUUCAUAUCCUGAGAAUGAAUAAAAGUCAAAGCGGCUUGCCAUACCUGCCCCUUUAAUCGCGAAAGUGAAAGUGCCCUUUGCGGUGGCAUUGCGGUGCCCCCUCGUUCCCAUUUCUCCCCCCCGGAACGCGAUUUCUAACGCGGGAGAACAAUCCCCCAGCAACCCUUCAGCUAUGGAGGGACAGGCGGAGAGACGGAGAACAGCAUCUCCAGAACCCAGUUGGGUGUCUAUGAAGAGUUCAGACUCCAUGUAUCAACCUCCUGAAUUCAGUGAUGGAUCGGUGCCCUUUGUCCCCAGAGAGCAAAUUACAGCAACACCUCCAGAACCCAGUUGUGUGUGUAUGAAGAGUACAAUCUCAAUGUAUCAACCUCUUCAUUUCAGUGAUGAAUUGAUAUCCUUUCACCCCAGUGUUCUGAUCCAGACUAAAUGUGGAUUAUCCAGUUCUGCUGGUUCUGCUCCCCGCUACACUGCAUCUGUUGAUGUGCUCAAGGAGAGACACAAAAUGAGCAUGAAGAUGAAGUAUGAGAGCUUAUUUCAGGGAAUUCGAUUACAAAAGAAUACAAUUCUUCUAAACUGGAUUUACACACAACUCUUCAUCAUAGAGGGAGAGAGUGAAGGGGUGAAUGAGGAACAUGAGAUCUUACAGAUGGAGAACAAUUACAAGACUCUCCAAAACACUCCAAUUAACUGCAAUGACAUCUUUAAACCUCUACCAGGAUGUGAGAAGCAGAAAAAAGACAAAAUCAAGACCGUUCUUACUAGCGGUAUCGCUGGAAUUGGAAAAACGGUCUCUGUGCAGAAGUUCAUUCUGGAUUGGGCAGAGGGAAAAGCCAAUCAGGAUGUAGAUUUCAUGUUUGUGCUUCCAUUUCGAGAGCUGAACUUGAUUAAAGAUCAUCAGUACAGUCUUUACAGACUUCUGCUGGAUUUUCAUCCUGAACUUAAGGAUCUGGACUCAAAGAACUUUGAAGAUCAUAAAGUUGUGUUGAUCUUUGAUGGUCUGGAUGAAAGCAGAACACAGAUGUUUUCAGAAAAGGAGACCGUUUCUGAUGUGAAUGAGUCUUCAUCAGUGGGUGUGUUGAUGUCAAACCUCAUCAGAGGAAACCUGCUUCCUAAUGCUCUCAUCUGGAUCACCUCUAGACCAGCAGCAGCCAGUAUUAUUCCUUCAGAAUACAUCAACCGUCUGACAGUGAUUGAGGGACUCAAUGAUCUUCAGAAGGAGGAAUAUUUCAGGAAGAGUAUCAGUGACGAGCAUCAAGCCAGCAGAAUCAUCUCGCACAUCAGAAGAGUAAGAAGCCUCCACAUCAUGUGCCACAUACCCGUCUUCUGCUGGAUCUCAGCUACCGUGCUUCAAAGCCUCCUGAAACAAGAUGGCAGUGCAGAAAUCCCUCAAAAUCUGACUGAGAUGUACAUCCACUUCCUGCUCACUCAGAUGAACAUGAGGAAUCAGAAGUAUGAAGAGACAAGUGGAAGAGAUCCAGAGAUACUCCUGCAGUCCAACAGAGAAGUGAUUGUGAAACUUGCUGAACUGGCUUUCAAGCAGCUGAUGAAGGGCAAUGUGAUGUUCUACGAGGAGGACCUGAUUGAGAGUGGCAUAGACUUCACUGACGCCUCAGUGUAUUCUGGGAUUUGCACUGAGAUCUUUAAGGAGGAAUCUGUGAUUCAUGAAAGGAAAAUCUACUGCUUCAUACAUUUGAGCUUUCAGGACUUUCUCGCUGCGUUUUAUGUUUUUUACAGCUUUAUAAAUAACACCUCAGAUGCUUUGAAAGUGUUUGAUUUGCUCCCAAAUUUCCAUAAAGGAGUGAUAGAUGUGGCUCUUGGGAGUAAGAACGGACACUUGGAUCUCUUCCUGCGAUUCCUGCUGGGCAUCUCGCUGGAGUCCAAUCAGAGACUCCUACAGGGUUUGCUGACACACACGGAGAAGAGCUCAGAGAGCAUCAGGACAAUCACAGCUUACAUUAAGGACAAAAUCAAACAUGAAGAGGGUCUCUCAGCUGACAGAUCCAUCAACCUUUUCCUCUGUCUGCUGGAGGUGAAAGAUCAGACUCUGCUCAGAGAGAUUGUGCAGUUUCUGAAAUCAAACAUAGACUCACGGAAGAAACUCUCUCCUGCUCACUGCUCAGCAAUCGCCUACAUGCUCCAGAUGUCAGACGAGGUGCUGGAGGAGCUGGACAUCAAGAAAUACAACGCAUCAGAUGAGGGCAGAAGGAGACUGAUACCGGCUGUGAUGAACUGCAGAAAAGCUCUUCUUGCUGGCUGUAAUAUCUCAGAUCAGUGCUGUGAAAUCCUGGCCUCAGCUCUACAGUCAUCAGAUUCACCGCUGAUAGAGCUGGACCUGAGUAACAAUGACCUGCGGGACACCGGUGUGGAGAUUAUCUGUGCUGGACUGAAGAGUCCAAACUGUCACCUGCAGAUACUGAGAUUGUCUGGCUGUAUGGUGACAGAGGAAGGCUGUUGUCAUCUGGCUUCAGCUCUCAGUUCAAACCCUUCACACCUGAGAGAGCUGGAUCUCAGCUACAAUCACCCCGGAGUCAAGGUGUUUUCUACUCUGCUACAGAAUUCAGACUGCAAACUGAAGACAUUUAAUGCAGACCAUUGUGGGGAUUUCAGGAUCACACCAGGACUGCGAAAAUAUGCCUGUGAUCUCACGCUGGAUCCAGACACGGCAAAUACUCGUCUCGCUCUGUCCGAGGGGAACAGAAGUGUGUCGUGUGUGCAAGAUGACCAGCCAUAUCCCGAACAUCCAGAGAGAUUUGAGCACCACGAGCAGGUUCUGUGUCGAGAAACUCUGUCUGAACGCUGUUACUGGGAAGUUAAAUGGCAUCGGGGUGCUUAUGUUGCAGUAACAUAUAAAGACAUCAGAAGGAAAGGAGGGAGCGACUGUAGAUUUGGGUGGAAUAAAAAGUCCUGGAGUCUUAUCUGUACUACUGAUCGAUAUAGUGCCUGGCAUGAUAAUGAGAACACAGACAUACAUGUCCAAUCAGAACCCUCAAAGAGAGUCGCAGUGUAUCUAGAUUGGCCGGCUGGAACUCUGUCCUUCUACAGCGUCUCCAAAACACACAAUCUCACACACAUACACACGUUCAACACCACGUUCACUGAACCGCUUUACGCUGGGUUUGCAGUUUAUGGUUCUGUGUUUCUGUCAGGGUGAAAAGCCUUCUGCUUUUUAAGACAUUAAAAAUUUCUUAAGUCAUUAAUAAGUAAUUAAUAAGUUCAUUAUGUUUCAUAAUAAAGUCUUGUAUGUCACAGGAUGAAGGGGCAUGUUUAUCAUAACACUAUAUUUAAUUGUGUCACUUCCUGUUAAUAAUCUGUUUGAAUUUCUUUUGUGUAUUGUAUUAUUGUAUUUAAACAUUCAGAGUUCUUUUUGUUAUAAGAAAAAGUUCUUAAACCUUUUAUACUAUGAAAACACUUUUUUGCAACUUAUUUCAAUAUUGUGAUAAUACAGUAUACCGUGAUAAAAGCUUCAGCAAUUAUCGCAACACAAAAAAAUUGAUACCGUCACAUGCCUAGUUGUCCUUAUUGUUGAAAACCUGAACUCCUGAAAUACAAAAACAAAACAGUAAGUACAGUGCAUUAUAAUAGAAUGUUGUGAAAUCUUUAGUGUGUGUGUGUUACUUUAAGAGAGCAAUCAAACAUCUGUUGUUUUAUUGUCUUUGUUUUUUAUGAUUUCAUUUUAUAAUCAUUAGUCAUUUAUGUAGUUGUCAUUUGAUUUUAUCAUUUAACCAUAUAUUCAUAUUAUUUGAUUUACAAAAUGUAUUCUUUAAUCAUUUAUUCAUCAUUUUAUUAUUAAUAUUCAUUUGUCGUUUUAUAUUUUUAUCAUAUAUUUUUAUUAUUUGUAUAUUUCCUUUCUAUUGUUGUUUAAUAUUAUGAUUGUGUGGUUUGAGGGAAUGUUUGUCUUCAUGAGUAAGAUAUAAGAGAAUGUCUCCAUUUCAAGGUUUUAUCGUCACAGGACGAUGUUGUGAUGACAGCAUGCACAUGUUAAUUGUUAAUUGUUUAGUCUAUCCACCUUGUUUUUAAAUGUGGAAAUAAGGUGUUUUCUGUGAAUGUCAGAGAGUUCUGAUUUAUUAGCUACUAUAGGGAAACAUUGAAGAAUAUCAAAGUUUUUUACCCCUCAGAACGCAAUUUUUUUUACUUGGGACGCCCCAUGAAACGCGAUUGGGCUAGUUUUGAGUAGCAAUUGGGUGGGUUUUGUUGUAAAACCUGGCAACCCUGUUUUUUAGUACAUUGUUGCCAUUAUAAAAUUAUUUUAUUUGUAAAAUAAUUGUAAAAUUAUUUUAUUUAAUUUUUUUAUUUAAUUAUUUUGUAAAAUUAUUGCAGGCUUGCAUUUCUGUGUUUGCGUGAUGUUGAAGGAUCUAAUGAUUCUCAGUAGCAACCUGUGUGUGUGUGUGUUACUUUAAGUGAGCAAUCAUACAUCUGUUGUGUUUUAUUUUCUGUUUUUUUUAAAAUAUAUUUUUUCAUUUUAUAAUCAUUUAUAAUCAUUAGUAGUUGCUCAACAACCAUGUGAUUCGCGGAUUAACUACAUUUAGUCAUUAUGUAGUGAAAGUUUAUUAUUUGCACAUGUUAGUAAGUCUAACCACUUUAAAACACUCAAGCAUUUAUAAACAAUUCAAAAUGCAAGAAGCGGCAAGACAGAUCUUGAUUCGCAAUCGCACGCCGUUUUCAGUGUGUGCACGCUCACAGAGGCGCCUUUCAGAUGGCGCACAAACACAUAAUCGAGCGAUGUUUAGUGACUCCUUGCACUUGAACGGACACAUACACACACAAAAUGAUCUCAAAAUCCCCGUCUCGACAAGUAUUCUUGCAUACAGUCAGUUUACAGUCUUAAGUGAACCUAAACAGUAGAGAUAACUUGAGAAAGAAAUCAAAUGUGUUUCAUCAUAUUGAUUCCAUGCAUUUAUUGACAGUAGCCUAAAAUAACUGCUGUGUCAUUAAUUGUCAAACAACAAAACAACUUUAACAGUUUUAAUUUAUCCUUUAAUCAUGUAUUUGUCAAUUUAUUAGUAAUAUUAUUCAUUUGUCAUUUUACAUUUUUAUAAUUUGUAUCACUAUAUUUCCUUUCUAUUGUUGUUUAAUAUUAUGAUUGUGUGGUUUGAGGGAAUGUUUGUCUUCAUUGUCUCCAUUUCAAGGUUUUUAAUGUCACAGGACGAUGUUGUGAAGAAGUCAUUUUAUAUUGCUUUACCUUUGGUAUAAUAACACUUGUUGGAUUUCUACUAGUCAGACAAAGUCUGAGCAUUAAAACAUGCAGCUAAGAUUAUUCAAUAAACACUGCUAUUUUUAUAAUCA